AUGAAUGAAAAGGAUAGUUUUUCAAAUGUUCAACGACUUAAUAGUACUAUUAUGGCUAAAUAUGAAUGGACAUCAUCUCGAAUAGGUAUGCAAAAAAGUGGUGAAGAAGUACAUGAUCGUCGAAUGAAAACAUAUCGAAAAGCAAAUGAAUUUUUACAAGAACUUCUUCAAAAAAGAAGUGAUGGUAGUUCACUUGAUGAUAAUGGUACUCUUGAUCGAUAUCAUAAAUUUCUUAAAUAUAAAACAAAUUUUAAUAAUGAUGAUAGUAUAUUAGAUGAAUUCGAUCGACGAUUACGUGCUUUAAAUGGUAAUAAACGACGAAAUCAAACAUCAAAAACUUAUAAACCUAAUGAUAAUGAAUCGAUUACAAUUGGUUUACAAACAACAAGUGAAAUUGAAAAUAAUACAAACGAACUUAUUCAACAUUUCAAUGCUCAAGAACGAUCAAACUCAUCAACAAUGACAUCAUCAUUGAAUACAAUAAAUCCUAGUAUAUUAUCAAAAUUAUCUUUUGAUGAAAGUCAAAUAAAUAUUAGUUUAAAUACUAAUGAACAUCAAUCAUUAUCAUCAUCAACAUCAUUGGAACAAUCACUAACAUCAUCAUCAUCAUUAAAUCAUUCAAUUAUAAAAAUUUUGUAUAAACCAAUAGCUCAACGUGCUGAUGGUAGUGAAAUAAAAAUUAGUUCAACUGAAAAUUCAUUACAAUAUACGACAUCAAAUGUUUUACCUUUUAAUCAUUGUUAUUUUCCACGUUCAUUAUUAUCACGUGAACAAAAUAAUACAAAUAAAAUAACAAAAAGACAAUUACCUUCUCAUCCUAUAGAACAAUAUGAUAAAAAUCAACUAUUUCAUUUACUUGAUCAUUUAGAUAAUGAAUGUUCUUCUGUUGAUUUUACAACUAUGCUUGAUCAAUUAACUUUAUCAUCUGUUCAAAUACAAAACAUUGAUAAUAAUAUAUCAUUGAUCAAUGAUGAUGAUGAAUAUGAUGAUAAAGAAAAUAUUUUAAUUAAAACAAAUCUAUUCGAUGAAUCAUCAUCUUUAUCUGAUUAUUAUACAAUAUCAACUUUUAAUAUAGAUGAUCCAAGAAAAUUGACUCUUUAUACAAUGACAACAGGUACAGUGCAAUUAAAACCAUCUUGUUUAAUUCCAUAUUCAAUUCUUAAUGGUCGACGACCUUUAUUACAAUGUUCAAUUGAAACAAAUUUUAAACAAAUUCGUUCUAAACGACAAAAACAUAUUUGUCAAGUAACAGCUAUUGAAUCAUUGAUAGAUAUGAAAUAUCUCAAAGAAAAUGAUAUUAUAUUAAAAAUAAAUAAUCAAUCUGUAUACCAUUUAAAUAUUGAUGAUAUUAGAGAUAUUUUACAACAACAAUACAAAACAUCAAAUUAUUGUUUAUUAACAAUAGCUCGACUUUGUCAACCAUUGAUUUAA
Molecule: messenger RNA, 1431 nt
Organism: Rotaria sp. Silwood1
Lineage: Eukaryota; Metazoa; Rotifera; Eurotatoria; Philodinida; Philodinidae
Source: the annotation of a GenBank genome assembly